Messenger RNA from Saccharomyces cerevisiae S288C, 597 nucleotides. RefSeq names its product Pga1p (gene PGA1). Lineage: Eukaryota; Fungi; Ascomycota; Saccharomycetes; Saccharomycetales; Saccharomycetaceae. Gene Ontology annotation, biological process: GPI anchor biosynthetic process. The transcript has a single exon. Gene Ontology annotation, cellular component: endoplasmic reticulum membrane. The record is from RefSeq and is marked reviewed. The coding region runs from base 1 to 597 and encodes 198 amino acids.
AUGGUCCGGCCUCAGAAUGUUCACUGGUUUAUCGCUACAAUUGUAUUUUUCAUCGGAUUUGUACACGCUAAUACAGAAUCAAUCUUAUAUAAGGUUCCUCACAACUUUCCCCUCAAAAAACCAAGAGACAGCUCUACUUAUGCAAGAGAUGUAAACUUGAUAUCUUCCAUAUCACUAUCGGGAGAAGCAAUGAGUCAGAUCACUAUCGAGGCCAAUACCACUGACUUGGAGUUGCAUAAUACUACGUAUAUUGAACUGGCGGACUUACAGCGAGACGAAACAUAUCAGAUUAAAGUGUGUUGGUCAGCAAUACAUCCAAUUUCCAUUAAUAAUCUCCAAACUAUCACAAUACCACGUUUCACUGAAUUUCAGGGAACUAAGUCAGACUACGCGAGAAUACUAGUGACUUUCCAGGUCUUGUCUGACUCGUAUCCUAGUGAGCAUGCCAUGGUUCCAAUACAAGUCUCAUUAAUCACCACUCGGCUAGGUAUCCCCGUGGAUAUUUACCCAACAUUAAUCGUUAUGGUGCUAUUAGUAGCAGGGCUUGUUGUUACCCGGGCACCACACGUAUUGAACGAUCUUUUGCUGAAAUUUUAG